GAAACCGCGGGAACACCACCUAUUGCCUCGACCAUGUCGGACACGACGCUGAGCAACGUGUUCUGGGGCCACAGCGCCGGCGUGCUGGUGCUGUCCGCCUCUGGCCUGCUGUGGCGCAGCCGCACGACCGAGAGCCAGAAGAAGCUGCUGAAGGACGACAUCGUGACGCUGCUGUGGACGCCCGUGGGGCCCAAGACGCACCACCUCAAGGUCUACCAGAAGGGCGGCAAGUACGUGCGCUUCACGGGGCUCAAGGCGCAGGACGUGCAGCAGCUCAAGAGCCACGUGGAGAGCCACUUCGACCGCGAGCUGGAGCAGGAGAAGGUGGCGGCGGGCGGCGGCAACUGGGGCGACAUGAAGUUCGAGGGCCCCAACCUCAACUUCCGCACGUCCAACGCCAGCGUCAUGGAGCUGCCGCUCGAGCAGAUCUCGCAGUGCGCACUGCCCGGUAAGAACGAGGUGGAGCUGCAGUUCCACGAGGACGACACGGUGGCCGGCGACGAGGAGACGCUCGUGGAGAUGCGGCUGUACCUGCCGCCCGGCGACGGGGAGGACGAGGUGGUGACGGCCGAGGAGUUCCGCCAGCAGGUGCUGGAGAAGGCCAACAUCCGCAGCGUCAUGGGGAAGAGCAUCGUGGACCUGGACGAGUCCAUCGGCACCUUCCUCACCCCGCGCGGUCGCUACGGCGUCGAGAUCUACGGCUCGUUCCUGCGCAUGCACGGCAAGACGUUCGACUACAAGAUCAUGUACUCGAAUAUCAACCGCUGCUUCCUGCUGGAGCUGCCCAACGGCCUCAACACGGCCUUUGUCAUCAGUCUCGAGGAGCCCAUCCGCCAGGGCAAGCAGGGCUACCCGCACCUGGUGCUGCAACUCAGCAAGAACGACGUGCACAUCGACGUCAACAUGUCGGCCGAGGAGAUCAAGAAGUACAACGGCAACAUCCACGAGCGCAUGUCUGGCGCGCUGCCCCAGAUCGUGGCCACGCUGUUCAAGUUCAUCAUCGGCAAGAAGGUCUACACGUCAGGCAAGUUCAAGACGCACAGCGGCGACCGCGCCGUCAAGUGCGCCGUCAAGGCCCAGAGCGGCGUGCUGUUCCCGCUGGAGAAGUCGUUCAUGUUCAUCCACAAGCCCACGACCUUCAUCCGCUACGAGGAGAUCGACUACAUCGAGUUCCAGCGCUACGCCGGCCAGAGCGGCUCCUCAGCGAGUCGCAACUUCGACCUGCUGGUGAGCUGCAAGUCCGUGGGCGGCGAGGCGGCGCGCGAGUACAUUUUCUCGGCCAUCGACCGGCGCGAGUUCCCGGAGCUGAGCCAGUUCCUGACUUCCAAGAAGCUGCGCAUCCGCAACCUCAAGGAGUCGCACGGCGCCGGCGCCCCCGCCGGCUCCAAGAAGCGCGACUUCAACGAGUAUUUAGAGGAGUUGGGACCGGAGGAGGGCGAGAUCGAAGACGACGAGGACGAGGAGGACUCGGACUUCGGCCCCGGCGAGUCCGGCAGCGAGUCGAGCGACUACAGCGACGAGGAGCUCAGCGGCAAGGACUCGGACGAGGAGGACGCCGAGGAGGGCGAGUCCUCGUCCAAGAAGGACAAGAAGGACAAGAAGAAGAAGAAGAAGAAGAAGUCGCACAAGAAGCACAAGCCCAAUGAUGAAGAGUAA
This is a messenger RNA of Phytophthora sojae, 1656 nucleotides long. RefSeq lists its product as hypothetical. NCBI's taxonomy places the organism in Eukaryota, Oomycota, Peronosporomycetes, Peronosporales, Peronosporaceae. Gene Ontology annotation, molecular function: histone binding; nucleosome binding; DNA binding. Gene Ontology annotation, cellular component: nucleus; FACT complex. The transcript has a single exon. The record is from RefSeq and is a predicted model, not a curated record. The coding region runs from base 34 to 1656 and encodes 540 amino acids.